AUGGCAGAUGAUGUGGAGAAGUGUCGAGCAGCCUUACAUGAGUGUCCGCCUGGUCAUUCUGAUCGAUGCAGCUCUCUCAGCAAACUUGCCGCCUCCCUUCAAGACAGAUUCCGACAGGGGGGCGUGCUGUCUGACUUGGAUGAGGCGAUUGAGCUAGAUCGAGUUGUUCUCGCCCUCCGUCCCCUUGGUCAUUCUGAUCGAUAUCAGGCUCUCCACAACCUUUCCGUCAGCCUUCAUGACAAAUUUGAGCUGCAGGGCAUCCCAUCUUACCUCGAUGAAGUCAUUGAACUCCGUCGAGCUGCACUUGCACUCUGUUCCGACGAUCAUCUUGAUCGAACCAGCUCUCUCAGCAACCUUGCCUUCAGCCUUCGAGACAGAUUCCAGCAGGGAGGAGUCCUGUCUGAUCUCGAAGAGGCCAUUGAGCUUCAUCGAGCUGUUCUCACACUCUGUUCCGACGGUCAUCCUGAUCGAACCAUCUAUCUCAAACACCUUGCAUUCAGCCUUGAAGACAGAUUCAAGCUGCAGGGCAUCAUAUCUGACCUCGAAGAGGCCAUUGAGCUCCAUCGAGCUGCACUCGCACUCUGUCCCGACGGUCAUCCUGAUCGAACCAACUCUCUCCACAACCUUGCCCACUGCCUUCGGGACAGAUUCAAGCUGCAGGGCGUCCUGUCUGAUCUGGAUGAGGCCAUUGAGCUCCAUCGAGCUGCACUCACACUCUGUCCCAACGGUCAUCCUGCUCGAACCAACUCUCUCAACAACCUUGCGUUCAGCCUUGAAGACAGAUUCAAGCUGCAGGGCAUCAUAUCUGACCUCGAAGAGGCCAUUGAGCUCCAUCGAGCUGCACUCACACUCUGUCCCAACGGUCAUCCUGCUCGAACCAACUCUCUCCACAACCUUGCGUUCAGCCUUGAAGACAGAUUCAAGCUGCAGGGCAUCAUAUCUGACCUCGAAGAGGCCAUUGAGCUCCAUCGAGCUGCACUCACACUCCGUCCCCCUGGCCAUUCUCAUCGGUCUUUCUCUCUCGGCAGCCUUAUUUGCAGCCUUGAAACUAGAUACCGGCAGCGGGGUGACUUGGCCGACCUGGAUGAGAUAAUCGAGCUCUAUCAAGCUGCACUAGCCCCUGAGGAUGAUCUGCGAUCGUCGUAUUUCAAUGACCUGGCUGUGUGGCUUAGCGACAGAUUCGAGCAGCGGGGCGACUUGUCCGACCUGGAUAAGUCCAUAGAGUGUUUUCGAGCCUCACUGGCAGCCUGUCCCAAUGACCAUCCCCGUCGAUUCUUGUCUCUACACAUCCUUGCCCAAGACCUUGAUACCAGGUUCCAUCAUCGAAACAUUCGAUGUGACCUGGAUGAGGCCAUUGACCUUCAUCGAGACGCACUAGCGCUCUGUCCCGCUGGUCAUCCUCAUCAAUCCUGUUUACUUGACACCCUUUCCCGCAGCCUUGGAGAAAGAUUCCGGCAAUGGCCCGUCCUUUCUGACCUGGAUGAGGACAUUGGGCUCCUUCGAGCUGCAUUGGCACUCUGUCCCUCUGACAAUCCUGCACGAUCCCAUUCUCUCCAAAAGCUUGCCAAAGCCCUUAGUACCAGAUUCGAUCACCGGCGCGUCCAGACUGACCUGGAUGAAGCCAUCGAACUUAACCGAGCUGCACUGGAACUCUGUGACCUUGAGCAUUCUGAUGCAUAUGCUCUCUUCAACCUUGCGCAAGACCUUCACAUCAGAUUCCAGCUGCAGGGCAUGGUGUCUGAUAUUGAUGAGGCCAUCGAGCGUCAUCGAACUGCACUUAAACACUAUCCCCCUGGCCACCACUCUCAUCAACCCUGUUCUCUCAACAACUUCGCCGGCAGCCUUCGGACCAGAUUCGACCUGCGGGGCACCCUGUCUGACCUGGACGAGGCCAUGGAACUCAGUCGAACUGCGCUGACGCGUUGUCCCCCCGACGAUCCUCAUCGACCCAGGUGUCUCGGCAGCCUUGCCAUCAGCCUUCGCGAUAGAUUCGAGCUGCAGGGUGUCCAGUCUGACCUGGAUGAUGCCAUUGAGCUCCAUCGAGCUGCACUCGCGCUCUCUCCCGACGGUCAUCCUUAUCGAUCCAGCUCUCUCAACAACCUUGCCCACUGCCUUGGAAAUAGAUUUGAGUUCCAGGGCGUCUUGUCUGAUCUGGAAGAGGUCAUUGAGCUCUAUCGAGCUGAACUCGCACUCUAUCCCGACGGCCACCCUGAUCGAACUAACUCUCUCAGCGACAUUGCUACCAGCCUUCGAACUAGGUUCGAGCAGCAGGGCGUGGUGUCCGACCUGGAUGAGGCCAUCGAGCUCCAUCGAGCUGCACUCGCACUCUGUCUCCCUUCCGAUCCAUUCCGAUCCCUUCUUCUUAGUGAUCUUGCCCGUAGCCUUCAAACUAGAUGCCAGCAGCAGGGCGUGCCGUCAGACCUGGCCGAGGCUAUUGAGCUUCAUCGGGCUGCGCUAGCACUCUGUCCCCAUGGUCAUCGUCAUCGAUCCUGCUCUCUCAAUAACCUUGCCGUCAGCCUUCGAGACAGAUUCGAGCAUCAGGGUGUCCUGUCUGACCUGGAGGAGGCCAUCGAGCUCCAUCGAGCUGCACUGUCUCUCCGCCCCCCUGGCCAUUAUCUUCGGUCGUUGUCUCUUAACGACCUUACCAGUGUCCUUCAAACCAAAUUCCAUCAGCGGGGUCUGUCAUCAGACUUGGAAGAGGUCUUCAGGCUUUAUUCACAACUCCCUCAAGUAUCACAUGCAAUCUCUCGUAGAGAUCUUCGUGCUGCAAAGUCAUGGGCCGCCUCCGCCGAACAGCUAAACCAUAAUUCUGCGUUGGUUGCGUAUCAGACCACAUUGAAAUUCCUUGAUCAACACACUGCUCUUUUAUCUUCUUCCCCCCGCCAUUUCGAUGUCGUCAGAAUGGCCACUUCAUCCCUCGCAAUGGACGCUUUCUCGUGUGGUAUUCGUCAAGGGGCAUUCACAACUGCUGUGGAACUGGUGGAGCAAGGUCGUGCAGUGUUCUGGACCCAGUUAUCACGCUUCCGCACACCAUUGGAUGAACUGUCUGCAUCAGGUGAUACUGGCGUAGCCUUAGCAGAAGAGUUCAGGCAACUCAGUUUUCGUCUUCGUAACAUGGUAGAUGUGUCUACCAAAGACCAGUCCGCAGAAAUCCGGCAACUGACCGUGCAAUGGGAUGAUGUCAUAUCCCGUAUCCGCAUGCUGCCUGACUUUUCCCAGUUUCUCCUUCCUCCGCUAUUCUCUGAUCUUCGGAUGGCAGCGGAAGAUGGUCCAGUCGUUAUUGUCAACGCAAGCCAGUAUAGCUGUGAUGCUUUAAUCAUCCUCAUUGCCCAAGAUCCUGUCCAUGUUCCGCUUGGUCUUGCACUAACCGAGGUCUCGCAGUUGUCCUCCGAGUUCCAGUCGCUCAUACAUCGUGCUGGUUCUUCUGAUCACCAACUUGAAUCACACAAGCUUGUUGGCGUCCUACGCAAGCUGUGGGAUAAGAUUGUUGGUCCAAUCCUUCAAAUGCUCAGGAAGUUCAUUCCCCGUGGCUCACGCAUCUGGUGGUGUCCUACCGCCGACUUCACGCUACUUCCUCUACAUGCAGCAGGACCUUAUGAGCCAAACAGCCAUAAUUUUUCCCACUUCUACAUUUCCUCUUACACCCCAACUUUGACGGCACUCAUUCGCGCGAGACAACAGCCCUCUCGAGAUGCCUCUGUGGAGCAUUUUGUUGCCAUUGGGCAAGCAAAUCUGGCAGGGUGCAAUGACCUUCGGUGUGUCGCUGCUGAGUUAGACGUUGUCGCUCAGCGUGUCGCGCCCUUCAUAUCCUUCACAUCACUCGCGUGCAGCGAUGCAACGGUCCAAGGGACAUUGGAUGCAUUGAGCCAAAAACAGUGGCUUCACUUGGCUUGCCAUGGAUUGCCGAAUCCAAAACAACCAUUCGAGUCUUCUUUCGCCAUGCACGACGGGCCUUUAAUGAUCAGCGAGAUCAUACGGACUCACUUGCAGAAUCCAGAAUUUGCAUUCUUGUCGGCUUGUGACACAACUGUGGGUGAUGAGUCGAGUCCCGACGAGGCGAUUCAUCUCGCUGCAGCGAUGCAGUUCUCCGGAUUUCGAAGUGUGAUUGGAUCUAUGUGGUCUGUCGACGACGACGUUGUAGGCCAGAUCGUCUCUCUUUUCUAUGCAAACCUGGUUGAUGAUUCAGGGAGAUUGGACUGUAGACGUGCUGCAGGAGCGUUGCACAAGGCUGUGAAGACGUUACGCAAAAAGAUUCCAUUCGAACAGCAGAUUGUAUUCGUUCACAUAGGUGUCUAGUUUGAAGAUCCAUUGUAUAUGUAUGACUCUUUUUUGCUUCCAGUCACCCAGAUAUGUAAUCUACAUGAUAGACAGCUACCGUGUUCGCCAUACACUCAGUGUAAAUAUAUGAUUGAAGACGAAUCA
Messenger RNA from Suillus clintonianus, 4422 nucleotides. RefSeq names its product TPR-like protein. Gene Ontology annotation, molecular function: protein binding. The transcript has a single exon. Lineage: Eukaryota; Fungi; Basidiomycota; Agaricomycetes; Boletales; Suillaceae. Bases 1 to 4296 code for a protein of 1431 amino acids. The record is from RefSeq and is a predicted model, not a curated record.